AUGUUCGCCCUCUUACAACAGGUAAAAGGUCUUCAAUCUGAAUUAUUUUACUUUGAAUUAACUUCAGUGAGCUUUUAGGGGGCUGUUUCGUAACUUUAAUAGUAAAGAGGAAUCAUAUUUAAUCUCAAUUUCGUUCAGGUACCUUUUUGAAAAAUAUAUUUAUUGGCAAAUUCCUAUGCGCAAAAAAAUCAAAAUUAAAAUUAAGUGAGAAAAAAAAAAUGACCGUUCUCUUGCUAAAAGUUACGUGGGACUUGGUCAUGCGCAAUUUGUGUAGUGGAAUUAGGAUAAAAUUGAAUGAAGUUUUCUAGAAGUUUCAUAUGUAGGUAGGUUUUUACAGACUGAUGCGUUUUACAGAGUACAGUUGCCUCCCUACCGUCAUGAAAAUGAUUCCAUAUGCCACUCCAAAGUUGAUAUCUAUGGAUGGAUUAGAUUUAAGUUCAUUGCUCAAUUCGUUUCUGUUUUUUUUUUAAGGUCUCCUUUGAUUUACUCGUCAUUGCUUUAUUGGACUUCAUCAUGAUAUUAAGCACUCAUUCAGAAGUCGAGGCAAGACCCACAGGCUGUGUAACACACCCAUUCAAUAAUUUAAAAGGCACUUCCAGUUCAAGAAAUACUACCCAAAGUUUACCAAAUGUAAGAGAGGCUAGCCUAAAACCAUCAAGCGUUGUCAGCACUAUCGAGCUGCAAGCCACAAGAUCUAAGACUGGGCGAAUAGCAGAGAACCAGAGAGAAAUGCUAACUGCUGACGCCUCUGGGAUUGCCACCACACCUUUUCCAAGGACCGUGAACGAGAAUAUUUGUAUAAAGAGAUAUCGUUACAGAAUUAUAUGCAAUGAUUUCUUCGUAAUCCCUGUUUGUAAAAAGCAUCAAGGCUGCUAUGAAGUGAAAAAGAUCGUGAGCUUUGGAAAAGGAAGAACUUAUGCAAUAACGUUUAAAUGCCAAAGAUUUAAACAACUUCCNGUGAGCUUUUAGGGGGCUGUUUCGUAACUUUAAUAGUAAAGAGGAAUCAUAUUUAAUCUCAAUUUCGUUCAGGUACCUUUUUGAAAAAUAUAUUUAUUGGCAAAUUCCUAUGCGCAAAAAAAUCAAAAUUAAAAUUAAGUGAGAAAAAAAAAAUGACCGUUCUCUUGCUAAAAGUUACGUGGGACUUGGUCAUGCGCAAUUUGUGUAGUGGAAUUAGGAUAAAAUUGAAUGAAGUUUUCUAGAAGUUUCAUAUGUAGGUAGGUUUUUACAGACUGAUGCGUUUUACAGAGUACAGUUGCCUCCCUACCGUCAUGAAAAUGAUUCCAUAUGCCACUCCAAAGUUGAUAUCUAUGGAUGGAUUAGAUUUAAGUUCAUUGCUCAAUUCGUUUCUGUUUUUUUUUUAAGGUCUCCUUUGAUUUACUCGUCAUUGCUUUAUUGGACUUCAUCAUGAUAUUAAGCACUCAUUCAGAAGUCGAGGCAAGACCCACAGGCUGUGUAACACACCCAUUCAAUAAUUUAAAAGGCACUUCCAGUUCAAGAAAUACUACCCAAAGUUUACCAAAUGUAAGAGAGGCUAGCCUAAAACCAUCAAGCGUUGUCAGCACUAUCGAGCUGCAAGCCACAAGAUCUAAGACUGGGCGAAUAGCAGAGAACCAGAGAGAAAUGCUAACUGCUGACGCCUCUGGGAUUGCCACCACACCUUUUCCAAGGACCGUGAACGAGAAUAUUUGUAUAAAGAGAUAUCGUUACAGAAUUAUAUGCAAUGAUUUCUUCGUAAUCCCUGUUUGUAAAAAGCAUCAAGGCUGCUAUGAAGUGAAAAAGAUCGUGAGCUUUGGAAAAGGAAGAACUUAUGCAAUAACGUUUAAAUGCCAAAGAUGUAAACAACUUCCCUCAUCGUGA
This is a messenger RNA of Porites evermanni, 1857 nucleotides long. Lineage: Eukaryota; Metazoa; Cnidaria; Anthozoa; Scleractinia; Poritidae. The record is from the annotation of a GenBank genome assembly.